This is a messenger RNA of Entamoeba invadens IP1, 1011 nucleotides long. RefSeq names its product M protein, serotype 12 precursor, putative. The record is from RefSeq and is a predicted model, not a curated record. Bases 1 to 1011 code for a protein of 336 amino acids. The transcript has 4 exons. Lineage: Eukaryota; Evosea; Mastigamoebida; Endamoebidae.
AUGAAGUCACGAGAAGAACAAGAACACAUUGAGGAACUUCAAGGUGAUAUUAAGAGAGGAAAGGAAGACUUAAGCAAGUUAACUACUGAGUACAAGAAACUUGAAGCUGAUAAUCAAAGACUUCAAGAUGAAAUUACUGAACACAGAGCCACUAUUGCUAAGAGGGAUAGUGUUAUCACCGAGUUGAACAAAGACAUUGAAGAUAUGGAAAGCGAAAUUUCUGACUUGAAAAACAAGCUUGAAGCCGAAGAAGACAAUUCAAAUGAUCUCGAGACACAAUUACGCGUGAAGGAAGACGACAUUGCCGAUUCGAGAAGGCGUCUACCGAACGCAACGAAGAUUGAGGAUUAUGAACCACAGAUUAAGGCACUUGAAGCACAAAAGAAGAUGGCAUUGGACGACAAAGCGGAGGCUGAGAAGACUGCUGCGGACCAAUCUGAUAGAAGAUGGAAGACCAAAAGAGAAAACAUGUUGAAUUCAAGAAUUGCUGAAAUUCAAACUCAACUUGAUGAAGAAAGACAGAAAUCUGACCGUGCAGAUGCUGCGAGAAAGGAUGCUGAGAGCAAAUUACAGGAAGUCCAGUGCAACUUAGAUGAAGCAAAUAACACUAAAGAGAAAUUGACUAAAAAGGCCAAAGACUUGACAGUCCAAGUUGAUCAACUCACCGAGGAUAAGAAGAAGAAUGAUAAUGAUUUGGAGGAAAUGGACAAGAUGACCAACGACUUGAAUGCUGAAGUUGACAAGUCACAGAAACAACUUGACACUGCAAAUGAUGACAAAGAUGGCAAUGAAGCAAUGAAACAGAAAUACCAAGACGAACUGAGUAGCUACGAGAAAGAUAUAGCUGAAAUCACACUCAGAGCUGAAACCCCUGAGAAAAACGUCCAGAUGGCUGAACAAGAGAAGACUAUGAGAGAUUAUAAAGCCGCUUCCGAAGAAUUGAUGAAAACUAAGACAGAACUCGACGAUAAACAAGAAGAUAUGCGACAAACCCGAAGACAAAUUGUCUGA